CUAUGACGUGUCAAAACCUGUUUUUUAUACAGUCUAUUGUCAGAACACCCUCGAGUUUAAAUAAUAUGCAGCUUUAAGCAGCAGAUUUAAGUAUGUUUGUGUACAAUAGUUGAAUAUAAUGUAAACGAACGGCGGUAUUAAUAUCUUUCCAAGACUGUCACCUCUCUAGAACAGAAGGAGAACGCAAAUAUACUUAGGAAUGUUGCGAUGUCAACCGACCAGGAAGCACAAGAAGAUGAGCUGCUUGCUCUAGCGAGCAUCUAUGAUGAAAAAGAGUUCCGCAGGGCCGAGUCAGCGAAGGAGGGCGAGAUCCAUCUGUGUCUGGAGCUUCCUCCGAACUUCACACUGCUAGUCAACGGACACAACUCCACAGAGCAUCAUCUAUCAUAUCUAGGUCCACUGGUUCUGAGUUUUGGAUUCCCGGCUAAUUAUCCUUCAGCUUCGGCUCCAGUUUUUGCUCUAGGCUCCAAUUGGCUCACAAGAGUCCAGAUAACUGCGCUUUGCAGGAGACUGGAUGAGCUUUGGGAGGAGAACCAAGGCAAUGUGAUUCUUUUUACCUGGAUGCAGUUCCUCAAGGAAGAGACUCUGGACUUCCUGGGAAUCCAGUCACCGCUGGAAAUCCAGAGCAUUGAGAGUGAAUCUGGCUUAAAACAAGCAGCGGACGUUUCCGGAGAAAAAUGUCAAGUGCAAGAUUUAGACCCAAGAGCUGUGCAAGAAGUUGAUGCUCGCACAGAUAUACUGAGUCAGCUGCUAGAUUUUGACGAAGCUCAGAAUCAGAAGGUGUUUGAUGGGAAGGUGUUCUGCUGCGGCAUCUGUUACUCAGAGAAGCUCGGAUCGGAAUCACUGCUCUUCAAAGAGUGUCAGCAUGUGUACUGCAAGUCCUGCAUGAAGGAAUACUUUCAGAUCCAGAUUAGGGACGGAAAGGUCCAGUGCCUUACCUGCCCUGAGCCAAAGUGUGUGUCCAUGGCCACUCCUUCACAGGUGAAACUUCUUGUGAGCAAAGACGAGUUUGCACGCUAUGAUCGUCUCCUGUUGCAGUCGAGUCUAGACCUGAUGAAGGAUGUGGUGUAUUGUCCUCGUAAAAGCUGCUGUAUGGCGGUGAUGGUGGAGCCAGACUCAAACAUGGGCAUCUGUCCCGCCUGCAAAUAUCCCUUCUGUACACUCUGUAAGCGGAGCUAUCACGGCCUCAAUCACUGCAUACCGACUGAUGAUGUUCCCAGUCAAAGUACUGUCAUUUGUCAUGACAUUGAUGUUGGACACUCCCCUCCUGUCAAGCAGCACACAUAUUGGGUUAACUACCAAAAACAUGAGAUAAUGAGAGAGGAAGUGCGAUACUUGUUGCAGCAUGGUUUCGUUCAACCUAGUCAAAGCCCCUGGACCUCACCCUGUUUGCUGGUGCCGACGUCUGACACUACGUAUAGAUUCUGUACAGACUAUCGCAAAGUUAAUAGUCUUACUAAACUGGACUCUUUCCCACCUCGGAUGGAGGAUUGUAUGGACCGAAUUGGUGCAGCCCGCUACAUCACUAAACUUGACUUGCUAAAGGGCUAUUGGCAAGUGCCACUAACAGACCGGGCCUCUGAGAUAUCUGCUUUUGUUACUCCAGAUAACUUCCUGCAAUAUUCUGUAAUGGCCUUCGGGAUGCGAAAAGGACCAGUCACCUUCCAGCGUCGGAUGCAGAGAGUUUAAUCUGGAGUAGCCAACUGUGAAGCUUAUCUGGAUGAUGUAGUGAUCUUUUCAGAUACAUGGGAAAACCAUCUAGAUACACUUACUGAGGUUUUUAGUCAUUUGGCUGAAGCUUCGUUGACGUUGAAUCUGGCUUAGUUAUAUACUUGGGUAAGCGAAAAUGUAAUUGCAGAUGCACUAUCCAGAACCAAUAGUGCAGACAGUUGACCUGUGGAUACUUUGCCCCUUUGGAUGUGAGUACAUGUUAUGUUGAAUUAUUACAAUUAUUCCUCUUCUAAUACAAUUGAUAAUGCAUGUAAACAAUCGAUCGGAUUGAACCACGAAGCUGAAAGGAUUGUACAUGUGCAAUGAUGCAGAAAUAACGUAGGCUAAUGGUGUAGGACGCACAGAACGAUCAGCUCCUCCUUCUGAUUAAAGUUUUGUAUUAAUGUGUGUCCUGUCAUUAUAAAAAUCUCCUUUCACUCGGCAAUUGUGGAGCAGGACAACCUUGUUUUGGAUACUCAUCCACAUUUUGGCUGCGGAGAGGGGCUUAUUUUUUAUUUUAUUUUAUUUUUCGUGAAAAAUAUGAGUAUCACAGCCCUGUGGUUUAUAUGUGUAUUUAUCCAUAAAUUAGUAAAUAUUAUUUCUGCUAGUAAUAAACAAAUAAAAAACUGUGUAGGGUCACUUUCACUGUUUGAGCAGUGUGCACAUGUCAAAAACAAACAAAAAAACAUUCCGAUUUGAAGCUUGAGACAUAAAAACAUGCACAUCAACUCGAUCACUUUAACAAGCGUUUACGUAAACACUACAAUCAGAUUCAUCAAUCAUGAGUUCAGUCCAAUUCAGCACAAAAAUUGUACAUGUAAAUGUAGCCAUUGUCUCUAUUUUAACACGAAAUACUCCCAUAAUGGAAAAGUAAUAAAAAAGUUUUUUUUUAAAAUAGAAUUUUUGAAUUGGUCAAUUGAUCAUAAUUUUUUACCUAUAUAUGUAUUAGUAAUAUUUUUUUUUUAAUACAAAGGAAAAAAAGAAAACAUAUUAUUGAACAAAAAUAUAUUACCCUGAUUUUACUUAAAAUAAAAACCAAUUACAUUUUAGGUGUCUGGUCACUUUAGACAGCAACAACACAAGUGUGACUCCCAACACCAGAGGCUAAAGAGUAGCUUGUGUCGGAUGUUAGACAUAAUAUCGUAUCGUAUAUUAGAUGCUCAGUGCUAAAGAAUGUGAAGUCCACACACUUUGUUAGUUUGUUC
Molecule: messenger RNA, 2915 nt
Organism: Carassius gibelio (silver crucian carp)
Lineage: Eukaryota; Metazoa; Chordata; Actinopteri; Cypriniformes; Cyprinidae
Product: E3 ubiquitin-protein ligase RNF14-like
Exons: 6
Coding region: 208-1689 (493 amino acids)
Biological process (GO): positive regulation of proteasomal ubiquitin-dependent protein catabolic process; ubiquitin-dependent protein catabolic process; protein polyubiquitination
Cellular component (GO): cytoplasm; ubiquitin ligase complex
Molecular function (GO): ubiquitin protein ligase activity; ubiquitin conjugating enzyme binding; zinc ion binding
Source: RefSeq, a predicted model, not a curated record